UCUCUAGAGCCGAGCCCCUGCCUGGGGUGUCGGCCCGGUGCAGCGACCAGGCCAGGCCCCCCGGAUUGUGCCAGGGCUCGGGCGCCGCUGGGGACGGGGCCGGCGGCGACGGCGCCCGCCCCCCUGAGGAGGAGACACUGAGGUGGUGGUGCCCGAGCAGUUCCAUUUCCCGGACCACGCCGGGCUGAUUUCCCUUUCCUCCCUCCCCCGUGUUCGCGAUCUCCAGGUCACCCCUUACACACUCACACACACUCAUUCACACUCACCACACUCUCAGGGCUUGUGCCCCCGCUGUGCCACCCCCGAGGCGGCCGGGUCCUCGUGUGAGGAAGAUUCUCUGGUCUCUGCGGGCCAGUGAACCAGAACCAGGGAAUUUUUAAACGAGGGGAGAAAGAGAGAAGGAAGGUAGAGAAGAGACGAUGGCUUCUUCGUCUGGCAACGAUGAUGAUCUCACUAUCCCCAGAGCUGCUAUCAAUAAGAUGAUCAAAGAGACUCUCCCCAAUGUCCGGGUGGCCAACGAUGCCCGGGAACUGGUGGUGAACUGCUGCACUGAAUUCAUCCACCUCAUCUCUUCCGAGGCCAACGAGAUUUGUAACAAAUCAGAAAAGAAAACCAUCUCCCCGGAGCAUGUCAUACAAGCACUAGAAAGUUUGGGCUUUGGCUCCUAUAUCAGUGAAGUGAAAGAAGUCUUACAAGAGUGCAAAACAGUAGCCCUAAAAAGAAGAAAGGCUAGCUCUCGUUUGGAAAACCUCGGCAUUCCUGAAGAAGAACUUCUAAGACAGCAGCAGGAAUUAUUUGCCAAAGCUAGACAGCAGCAAGCAGAACUGGCUCAACAAGAAUGGCUCCAGAUGCAGCAAGCUGCCCAACAAGCACAGCUGGCUGCUGCUGCUUCAGCCAGUGCAUCCCAUCAGGCAGGAUCUUCUCAGGAUGAAGAUGAUGAAGAUGACAUCUGAAAUUCACCAGCUGAGUUUUUAUUCUCACAGUUUUUUUUUCCUGCACAAUGAAAAAGUGAAAAGAAUGCUUAUCUGUAAUUUUGUAUGCAUCUUGGUGGACUGGCCAUUGGUAUUCUUGGGAUGUCUGCUGUUAAGUUUCAGCUAUUGUGUGCUAUACAUGUAAAAACUCUCUCUUUGAACUCUCGAAGAUUUAAGGUUCAGUAUCAUAUCAAUUUUGAAUUUUUAAUGGUGUUUAUGAAAUUUUAGAUAGCAGUGAGUCCUUUAUUUGAUCAAUAAACAGUGUUACAGUAAACUACAAGUUUAUAAAAUACAUU
This is a messenger RNA of Gracilinanus agilis (Agile Gracile Mouse Opossum), 1267 nucleotides long. RefSeq names its product down-regulator of transcription 1 (gene DR1). Gene Ontology annotation, biological process: chromatin remodeling; RNA polymerase II preinitiation complex assembly; negative regulation of transcription by RNA polymerase II. Gene Ontology annotation, cellular component: negative cofactor 2 complex. Gene Ontology annotation, molecular function: TBP-class protein binding; general transcription initiation factor activity; core promoter sequence-specific DNA binding. The coding region runs from base 420 to 953 and encodes 177 amino acids. Lineage: Eukaryota; Metazoa; Chordata; Mammalia; Didelphimorphia; Didelphidae. The record is from RefSeq and is a predicted model, not a curated record. The transcript has 3 exons.